Gastrolobium bilobum is the source of this 3879-nucleotide messenger RNA. RefSeq lists its product as uncharacterized. The transcript is spliced from 5 exons. Bases 1 to 3879 code for a protein of 1292 amino acids. The record is from RefSeq and is a predicted model, not a curated record. NCBI's taxonomy places the organism in Eukaryota, Viridiplantae, Streptophyta, Magnoliopsida, Fabales, Fabaceae. Gene Ontology annotation, molecular function: nucleic acid binding; RNA-DNA hybrid ribonuclease activity.
AUGUCUUUGCUGGCUUGGAAUUGUCGCGGGGCGGCAAAGAAAAGGUUUUUGGGAACCUUAACUAGUAUGAUCCGAAAACACAGAAUAGAUUUGACUGCUAUUUUUGAACCUAGAAUAAGUGGUGCGAAAGCUCAAAAGAUUAUUAAAAGAACAGGGUAUAACAACUGUAUUGUGGAAGAAGCUCAAGGUUUCAUGGGAGGGAUCUGGGUUUUGUGGAACAAGGAGUUCUGUAAUGUUACGAUUUUGGAAAAGAACAUGCAAAUGGUUCAUUUGAAAGUUUGUUUCUUCGAUAAUGUUGCGUUCUUAUGCACAUUUAUUUACGCCAAUCCUAGAGAAGAGGUGAGACGUAGCCUUUGGCAGGAUCUUCGUCGGAUUGCUGAUUCUAUGAAUGAGCCCUGGCUUAUCACCGAUGAUUUUAAUGAAAUCGCUUCCCCUUUUGAGAAACGUGGAGGUGCCCCGGUAGAUUUAUAUAAAUGUAACAGAUUUGCUUCCUUGCUUACGGAUCUGAAGAUGAUUGAUUUGAAUAGUUCCGGUUCGAGAUUUACUUGGCGUGGUCCUCGUUUCCUGAAUAUGGAUAGAGUUUUCAAACAGUUAGAUCGUGCUUGCAGUAACGAUUUAUGGAGGGUUACAUUUGAGGAGGGUCAUGAACAUAUCCUGUUCAAUCAAUUUUUAAAGGACAAUUGGCACGUGCAUGGGAACAUUGCUGAUUGUUUGAAGGUUCUUACCCCUGGCAUUAAGGAGUGGAAUGAGAAAGUGUUUGGGAAUAUUAAGCAUAGGAAGAAUAAGUUGAUGAGAAGACUUGAAGGUAUUCAAAGAGCCAUUUCUGAGCACAAUAAAGAUUAUCUGGAGAAAGUGGAGUGCAAGAUCAAAGCUGAACUUGAGGAGGUCCUUGAUCAAGAGGAGUUAUUAUGGUAUGAAAAGUCUCGAACUCAGUGGAUUAAUCAAGGUGACAGAAACACGAGAUACUAUCAUACAAAGACUAUUGUCAGAAGGAAAAGAGGUAGAAUCGUGGAACUCAAGGAUGAUAAUGGAAGUUGGAUUCGUGACGAGGAAGGCCUGGUUAAGAUGACCCGCGAUUUUUAUAUUAAUCUUUUCAAAGAUGAAAGCUGUCAUCGUGAGUGGAUCAAUACUAGAUGGCCUAUUGUUCCUGAGGAAGUCAUGGAUAAAUUAAGGGUGAGUGUUACUAAGGAGGAAGUUAAAAAAGCUUUUUUCACAAUGAAAGGCUCAAAAGCCCCAGGGGAGGAUGGGUACAUAGCUGCUUUUUAUCAAAAGAACUGGAAUCUGGUAGGUGAUCAAGUCUGGAAUGCUUUCCUAGCUUAUUUGGAAAACCCGCAAACCAUUGCUGAUAUUAAUGGUACGAUUAUUACCCUUAUCCCAAAGGUUAAUAAGCCUACGUUGGUUUCUCAAUUCAGGCCAAUUUCCUUGUGCAAUGUGAUUUACAAAGGCAUGAGUAAAGUUAUAGUGGGUAGACUAAAGGAAGUAAUGGAAGCUUUGGUUUCUGAUAACCAAACCAGCUUUGUCCCAAACAGAAACUUGCAGAAUAACAUUAUUGCAGCUAAAGAGAUUGUCCAUUCGAUGACAAAGUUUAAAGGUAAGAUGGGUACUAUGGCCAUUAAAAUUGAUUUAGAGAAAGCCUAUGAUAAGCUGAAUUGGUCGUUUAUUCGUAAGGUUAUCUCUGAAAUACAGCUUCCGUCUUGGAUGGUUGAAUUCAUUAUGGCGUCUAUCACAACUAAUAGUUUCAAAGUGCUUGUGAAUGGGGGCUUGUCUGAAACUAUUAUUCCUGAACGUGGAAUUCGACAGGGUGAUCCAUUAUCCCCAUACAUCUUUGUCUUAUGUGUUGAAAAGCUAUCUCAUCUUAUUGCUCAAAGGGUUGGCAGUGGUGUGUGGAAACCGAUCAGAGUGUGUAGAGUUGGUCCAGCAGUCUCCCAUCUCAUGUUUGCAGAUGAUAUUGUCCUUUUCUCUGAAGCUUCGGUGCAGCAAAUGCAGAUAAUAAUGGAGUGUUUAGAUCUUUUUUGCAGAAUGUCUGGUCAAAGUAUAAGUGUUCAUAAGUCUACCAUUUAUUUCUCUUCCAAUACAUCUGAUGCAACUGCAAAUGCAAUUUAUGCGCUCUCUGGGUUCAAAAGAGUCAGUAGCAUUGGUAAAUAUCUGGGCUCUUUUAUCAGGCAAGGGCGAAAUUUGAAAUCAAAUUAUGCUGAUCUAAUGGAUCGGGUUCGUAAGAAACUUGAUGGAUGGAAGCAUCAAAGUUUAUCUUUUGCGGGGAGAGUCACUCUGGCUAAAUCAGUCAUUGGUGCUAUUCCCUCUUUUCAUAUGCAGAAUGGUCUUCUUCCCACUUCUGUGUGUGAUGAGAUUGAACAGCUUCAACGAAACUUCAUUUGGGGUAAUAAUAAAGCUCAUUUAGUGGCUUGGGACACAAUGUAUAAGCCGAAGGAAAUGGGAGGUCUUGGUAUUAUCAGAUUGCGUACUCAAAAUGAGGCUUAUAUUCAUAAGUUGGCUUGGAAAAUCUUAACUGACAAGGAGGAACUUUGGGUUAAGAUUUUGAGAGCCAAGUAUGGCAGAGGUAAAGAUUUGAGGCGUGAGAUAAGCUCUAAGCCUUAUGAUUCUAAACUUUGGCGGGACCUUUCUAAAUGUUGGAACAGUUUUUUAGUCGGUCUUCGAUGGGAGGUGGGUGAUGGAGAGACUAUUAAAUUCUGGGCGGAUAAUUGGUUGAAUCUGGAUGAUAAUCUUUGUAAUUUAGCUCCUAAUCACAUUCCUGAUCUGGAAUUGCAUAGAACCAUUGCUGAGAUCUUUCAGCAUGGUACCUGGGAUGUUCGAUAUUUGAAGCAAUUCUUAAAUGAUGAGCUAAUCUCUAAGGUGUUUUGCGUUCCUGUUGCUUUGGAAGAUAAUACUGAGGAUAAGAAUGUUCCCUGGAAGAAGAUUUGGGACUGGAAGGGUCCAGAAAGAAUCAAGACUAUGUGGCUGGCUAUUCUUAAUAAGCUUCCAGUUAGGAGUCGUACAUGCAAAUGGAAUGGGGGUCCUAAUUUUUGCAUUAACUGUCCAAACAGUGAAGAAACUCUUAUUCAUGUCCUUAGAGAUUGUUCUCAAGCCAAAAGAUUGUGGAUAGAUUGGUUUGGUAGAAGGGUCCCCAACGAUUUCUUCACAUUAGACCUACAACCUUGGCUCAUCAAAAAUGUGAGUAAGGGUUGGAAUUAUCAAAUUCAUGUUGAUUGGAGAGAUGUUUUCUAUGCUACUUGCUGGAAUCUUUGGAAUUGGCGUAAUCAUCAUAUUCAUGAUGAUAGUUUCCGAAGGCCAAGCAAUGAUAAGCGUGUCAUUUCUGAUUUUAUUGCGCAUUUAAUUGAAGCUAGAGAUGGUGCUUCUUCCUUAUCUAGGCAGCAUGCUAGCUGUGGAGGCCUUGCUAGAGAUCACAAUGGUGCUUUUCUGGGUGGUUUCUCUUUCAGAUUAGGUUUCUGUAAUCCUCUUGAUGCAGAACUCUGGGGUAUCCUCAAAGGCUUAGAGCUGGCCUGGGGUACUGGUGCUAGGAGAGUGGAGUUGGAAUGUGACUCAGAAAUUUCUCUUAGCACUAUCCAAGAAGGGAGCAAUAAUCACCGAAACUCUCAGGUUGUUUCCCGUUAUCGAGUGUUCCCUUUGAAAAUGGACAUUGUCUUAAAGUACGAGCCAUACAAUGUCAUGCAUGCAGUGAUGGAGGAGUCCGCACAAGGUUUUAGAAUGAUUCCAGCUUCCAAGAAUGCUAUCCAUUCUCUAAAGAAGUUCAAGGUUAUGAAACAGGAUGAGUACUGUACUAUCUACUUGGAAGAGUUCGAUGUGAGUGGUGAUAAUGAAGGCAUAGCAGUCUCAGCAAUGACCUGCGAUCACGUGUUUCACCAACAAUGUAUUAUGCAAUAG